This is a messenger RNA of Fusarium oxysporum Fo47, 1497 nucleotides long. Its product is annotated as general substrate transporter. Gene Ontology annotation, cellular component: membrane. Gene Ontology annotation, biological process: carbohydrate transport; transmembrane transport. Lineage: Eukaryota; Fungi; Ascomycota; Sordariomycetes; Hypocreales; Nectriaceae. The coding region runs from base 1 to 1497 and encodes 498 amino acids. The record is from RefSeq and is a predicted model, not a curated record. The transcript is spliced from 2 exons. Gene Ontology annotation, molecular function: carbohydrate:proton symporter activity.
AUGGGUACUUCUUACAAUUCUUUCCUCAAUCUUCGAGGCCGCGCCUUGCGCCAAGCUCAAAUCGGCUUCAUUGCUGCGCCAGCGUUCAUUUUAUUUGGCUACAAUCAGGCCGGCGUAGGCCCAUUAGCGACACUGCAGAGCUUCGUUCAUAUCUUCCCCGACGUAGACACUGUCAACACGACCGGAUCACUCAAGUCUCACGACUCAACCAGCAAAGGAGCUGUGAUAGCUUCUUUCCAGAUCGGCGCCUUGAUAGGCUCUCUGUCUUGUCUCUUUCUCGGAGAUCAGCUCGGUCGACGAAAAACAAUAUUCCUGGCUGCCGUUCUUACGAUAAUUGGUCAGAUUCUCCAGGUAGCGGCUUAUCACUUGGUUCAGUUCGUUGUCGGCCGUAUUAUACUUGGAAUAGGAAUUGGUGAAAUUAGCGUCGUGGUACCGAUUUGGCUUUCAGAAUGCUCCCCUGCAUCGCAUCGUGGAAGAGACGUGGUGGCCGCUGGGAUAUUCAUGUGUCUCGGCUAUGCCUUGUGCAACUGGAUCGACUACGGGUUCUACAACCUACCCACGUCAACCUUGCAGUGGCGGCUACCACUGGCUGUGUAUAUGCCGCUUUCAUGUCUCAUUCUGGGAGUCAUCAUGUUCAUGCCCGAAUCUCCAAGAUGGCUGGUCCAAGUAAACCAGGCAGAGAAGGCCACCGCCACAUUGAUGGCACUUAAGAAUCGUUCCGAGAUCGACGAAGCCAUCAGCACCGAGAUCGCGCAAAUCGAAUCGUCACUCCAGAAUGCUCGACAGGAGCGAACCUCUCUGAUGAGCUUAUUCUCCAAGAACAAAGAGAAACUUGGUUAUCGCUUUUUUCUGUGUAUAUUUCUACAGUUUGUGCAGCAAAUGUGCGGCGGAAAUCUCAUCUCAACCUACGCAUCGACAAUUUUUCAAGACAACCUCAGCCUUGGCGUAAGCCUUUCUAAGAUUCUGGCAGCGUGUGCUCUGACUUGGAAGUUCCUCAGCUGUUUCGUCAGCUAUAUUGCAAUCGACAGAUGGGGCCGCCGUGCGGUCUUUAUGAUUAGUGGAGCUGGCAUGUCUAUGUGUAUGACCUGUUUGGCUAUUUGUACCAGUUUUCCCUCCUCGUCACACUCGGCCUCGAUCGCUUCAGCUUUUUUCAUCUUUCUUUUCAACUCAUUCUAUCCGAUCGGAUUCCUUGGAGCUAACUUUCUAUACUGUAGUGAGGUUGCGCCUGUUAGGUUGCGAGUGGCUAUGAACUCGGUCUCCACAGCCAACCACUGGCUGUGGAAAUUUCCCUCGAUACCCAUCGUCGUCUUCUUCUUCUAUCCGGAGACCAUGAAUCGCAACCUUGAGGCGCUCAAUAAUACCUUCGUAGAAGCGAGCACGGUCUUCGAGGUGGUUUCGAUGGCUCGCAAGAUGCCUACCCAGGAAAUAGAGGAUAGUUUAUUCGAUGGGAGUGCGCAGGACGGCAAGAAGAAUCUGGAAGAAAAGGAAUACGCAUGA